AUGGACCAACAAGCCCUACAGAAGAUGUUGAUCGAGAUGGACAACCAGUUGAGCAAAUCCAGAGCUGAGUUGUCCAUGGUGAACCUCCAAAUGGAAAGAGUGGACACCAACUUGAACAUGAUCAAAAGCACAACCGGAUUAUUGAAUAAGCAUUGUCAACCCAAGGAGAAUGUAUGGGAAGGUGUAGGCAAAGCAUUUGUAGCUAUCGACGUGGAUGACUACAAGAAGAAGAUCCAGGACGAUGAAAAGGAGUUUUUGGACUCCAAGAAGAGCUUGAAUAUUAAGAAGAACUACUUGGAAACUACAUUGGAGAAGACAAUGGACACCAUGACUCAAAUCGUGGGCAAGAAGCCUUAA
Messenger RNA from Scheffersomyces stipitis CBS 6054, 357 nucleotides. Its product is annotated as prefolding complex chaperone subunit. Lineage: Eukaryota; Fungi; Ascomycota; Pichiomycetes; Serinales; Debaryomycetaceae. The transcript has a single exon. Bases 1 to 357 code for a protein of 118 amino acids. Gene Ontology annotation, cellular component: prefoldin complex. The record is from RefSeq and is a predicted model, not a curated record. Gene Ontology annotation, biological process: protein folding.